This is a messenger RNA of Penicillium crustosum, 267 nucleotides long. RefSeq lists its product as uncharacterized. The record is from RefSeq and is a predicted model, not a curated record. NCBI's taxonomy places the organism in Eukaryota, Fungi, Ascomycota, Eurotiomycetes, Eurotiales, Aspergillaceae. The transcript has a single exon. Bases 1 to 267 code for a protein of 88 amino acids.
AUGUACAAUGUAUCUCGGACUCGGACUCUUCCGCCGGUACCUGAUAUCGUUAUCUUCGAAGAACAGGAUCGCCUGCGCUUCCUCGACGCACUCCAGACUGCACGUCUCUCCAUCGUCGACCCACUGUCCUACCCGAACGUAACCGAUCUGGCUGUAUGUCUGUUCGCACGCGAACUGAUAUUCCUCUUCAACGUUAUGACCAUAACAGACCGUCGGGUGGUAACAGUCGAUACAUGUGACGCCCUAGACAACAUUGUAUCUGUCUAG